Pyrus x bretschneideri (Chinese white pear) is the source of this 2712-nucleotide messenger RNA. RefSeq names its product tubulin--tyrosine ligase-like protein 12. Lineage: Eukaryota; Viridiplantae; Streptophyta; Magnoliopsida; Rosales; Rosaceae. The record is from RefSeq and is a predicted model, not a curated record. Gene Ontology annotation, biological process: protein modification process. The transcript is spliced from 15 exons. The coding region runs from base 46 to 2625 and encodes 859 amino acids.
GUGACACUGAAACCUCUUCCCUCUCAAUCCAAUCCCACAGUCGCAAUGUCGAAAAUCGAAACCUACGAAGACUUCGUCAAAGUUCACGGCCUGCUUCUGGCGGCCUCGGGACUACCGCAGUCCCUCCACCGCCAGCUCUUCCAGAAGCUUCUAUCGGAGAGCUUCGACGGCGGGUCCCACUUCCAAAUCGAGCCGACGGAAGACGGCCGCCAGCGGCGCCUUGUUUUGACCUCCGACUCCAUGCCCGCACACUCCAACGUCUUCCUCGUCGACCACGCCUGGACUUUCCGCCUCUCCGACGCUUACAAACAGUUGAGGGAAGUUCCGGGAUUGGCUGAGAGGAUGGCGGCGAUAAUGUGCUUGGAUACCGAUUUGAAUUCCGAUUCGGACGAGAAUCGGGAGAGCAAUGGAAAACGCAGCGUUUUGGAGGUGCUGGAAAGUGAAAUCGCUGAAGCCAGAGGGAAUGUGAGGUGGCUGGAGCUUGAAGACCUUGACAUGGACGAUGAAACGCUGUCGUCUUUGGACUUAGCUGCCAAGUUCCCAGAUUUGCUUGCAUUUUCUUUGUGUGGAAAUAAGCUUGAGAGUGUGGAAGUAGUUGUUCAGGAAGUUACCAAAUUCAAAAAUCUGAAAGCUUUGUGGCUGGACAAUAAUCCAGUUGUACAAAAUCGUGGCCAUGAAUUGGCGGAUAAAGUUCUGCGGGAAAUGCCGAGUCUUGAAAUAUAUAACUCGAGAUUUACCUCCAAUUUUGGUGAGUGGGCAGUGGGGUUUUGUGGAGGAGUAUACGACAAGGAAAAUCCAGGCAGCAUUGAUCAGCCUGACAACUCGGUCCAUCAAAUCACUGAUCUUGAUCUUUCGAAUAGAUGUAUUCACAACAUAUUCAACAAGUUUCAGGCAUUUUCACCUGCUCAACUUCCGUGUCUUUCAUACUUGAAUCUUCGUGGAAAUCCAUUAGAUGAGACCUCAGCGGGUGACUUGUUACACUUACUCAGGAAUUUUCCUUCCUUACAGUCUCUGCAGGUGGAUAUUCCUGGUCCUCUUGGAGAAAGCGCUGUACAAAUUCUUGAAUCUCUUCCUAAUGUGUCAGUGCUGAAUGGUGUUAAUGCAUCAAAAGUACUGGAAACUGAAAGGGAUGUAGUUGACUCAGCACUUCAACCUCGUCUUCCUGAGUGGUCUGCGGAUGAGCCUCUUACUGAUCGUGUUAUAAGUGCAAUGUGGCUGUACUUAAUGACAUAUCGACUUGCAAAUGAGGAGAAGAUAGAUGAGACCUCUGUAUGGUAUGUGAUGGAUGAGCUUGGUUCAGCUUUGCGGCAUAGUGAUGAGCCAAAUUUCAGAGUGGCUCCUUUUCUGUUCAUGCCAGAGGGGACACUAGCAUCCGCUGUGAGCUUCACCAUAUUAUGGCCAAUCCAAAAUGUUCAAAAAGGUUAUGAGUGCACACGUGAUUAUCUUUUUGGUAUUGGAGAAGAUAAACAACGUUCUGCUAGACUGACAGCUUGGUUUCAUACACCAGAGAAUUAUUUCAUUCGAGAGUAUGAAAAGCACCAGAUGAGCUUGAAAUCAAAAAAUUUACCCUCUCAGUCAUCAGAGCCCUGUCCGGCAAGAAGCCUGCUUCGUAGUGAAACAUCAGCUUUACGUGUGUACACUGAUAUACCUCAAGUAGAAGAACUUUUGACUCGUCCUGAGUUUGUAAUCACCACUGAUCUGAAGGAUGCCGAUAUCAUAUGGACGGGUACACAGGUAGAUGAGGAUAUGAAGAAGGCUACUGGAAUAACACAAAAUCAGUUCGUAAAUCAAUUCCCUUUUGAGGCUUGUAUUGUGAUGAAACAUCAUUUGGCAGAGACAAUUCAAAAGGCACAUGGAUCUCCUGAAUGGCUGCAGCCUACCUAUAAUCUUGAAGCACAUCUAUCUCAGCUUAUUGGUGAUUAUUGUGUACGAAAGCGAGAUGGACUUAACAAUCUAUGGAUCUUAAAACCUUGGAAUAUGGCACGAACUAUAGAUACAACUGUCACUAGUAAUAUAUCUGCUAUUAUCCGGCUCAUGGAAACUGGACCAAAGAUAUGUCAGAAGUAUAUUGAGCACCCUGCUUUGUUCCAAGGGAGAAAGUUUGAUAUCCGCUACCUAGUUUUAGUUCGGAGUAUGAACCCUCUGGAAAUCUUUCUUGCGGACACUUUCUGGGUUAGAUUGGCGAACAACCAAUAUUCUUUAGACAAGCACAGUUUAUUUGAAUAUGAGACUCACUUUACUGUGAUGAACUACCGCGGCACAUUGAAUCACAAGAACACAUCGGAAUUUGUGAGGGAAUUUGAACAGGAGCACAAAGUUAACUGGUUGGAUAUUCAUUCGCGGGUGACAAAGAUGAUACGAUCAGUUUUUGAGGCAGCUGCACAAGUACAUCCAGAGAUGCAUAGUCCAACAUCGAGGGCCAUGUAUGGGGUGGAUGUCAUGCUUGAUGGUUCUUUCCAGCCAAAGUUACUGGAGGUGACCUAUUGUCCGGACUGCGGAAGGGCAUGCAAAUAUGAUAUGAACGCUAUAGUCGGAAACCAGGAAUUAGUUAGAGCUUGCGACUUUUACAACUAUGUUUUCGGUUGCCUCUUUUUGAACGAAACCACUCAUGUUAGACCCCUUUAAUUGAGCCAUAGAGGACUAAAUGCUCUUGUAAUGAAUCUAAAGGUUGUGCCGGCAGUUUUCGGUCAUCAAGCCAUGAGUUAUUCCUUA